AUGAGAUCUAGCCAAAUCACCAACGCCCUGGUGGCGCUCUCCGUGUCCUUGCUGGCUGGCACCGCAUCGGCUUCCACCUUCGAGGCUCGCGAUGUCCAGCUCACGGCCCAGCAGAUCGAGGCCAUCGCGCCCACCUCCAACACCUGCGACGGUGCCCCCAACCCUGACGAGUGCGCCACCUCAGAGCAGGCGGCCCUGAACAUCGCCAAAUCCUUCGAGACCUACGAGGUCACUUCCCCUGCCGAGCAGGCCGCCGUCAUCGGCCUGAUGGCCUUUGAGAGUGGUGACUUCAAGUACAACCGCAACCACUAUCCCGGUGUCCCAGGACAAGGCACCCGCAACAUGCAAUCCCCCGCCUUCAACGCCCAAUACGCCGCCUCCCUCUCCGGCAUCGCCGACCAGGCCGUGUCCCUCGCCGCUGACCCCGCCGGACUCCUUGACCUUCUGCUGGAAGACGAGGCUAAGGACUUCGGUUCCGGCGCCUGGUUCCUCACCUCCCAGUGCACUCCGGACGUGCGCACUCAGCUGCAGUCCGGGUCGGUGGACGGCUGGGCUAGCUUCAUCAGUGGCUGUGUGGGUACUGAAGCCAGCGGGGAUCGUCAGGCUUAUUGGCAGCGCGCGGUCGAGGCGUUGGGGGUUCAGAAUGCUUAG
This is a messenger RNA of Aspergillus melleus, 651 nucleotides long. RefSeq lists its product as uncharacterized. The transcript is spliced from 2 exons. The coding region runs from base 1 to 651 and encodes 216 amino acids. The record is from RefSeq and is a predicted model, not a curated record. Lineage: Eukaryota; Fungi; Ascomycota; Eurotiomycetes; Eurotiales; Aspergillaceae.